Messenger RNA from Phyllostomus hastatus (greater spear-nosed bat), 13545 nucleotides. RefSeq names its product cut like homeobox 1 (gene CUX1). Gene Ontology annotation, molecular function: DNA-binding transcription factor activity, RNA polymerase II-specific; DNA binding. Gene Ontology annotation, biological process: intra-Golgi vesicle-mediated transport; regulation of DNA-templated transcription. The record is from RefSeq and is a predicted model, not a curated record. The coding region runs from base 223 to 4821 and encodes 1532 amino acids. Gene Ontology annotation, cellular component: Golgi membrane. NCBI's taxonomy places the organism in Eukaryota, Metazoa, Chordata, Mammalia, Chiroptera, Phyllostomidae. The transcript has 24 exons.
GGCCGGGCGGCGGCCGCCGCGCCCUUGGGCUCUGACUCCGGCUCCGGCUCGGGCUCGCUAUGGCUACGGCGGCGCCGUGAGGAGGAGUCCGCGUCCUCCGUGGCGGCGGCGGCGGCCGGCUCCAGGCCGGGUUUUGGCGCCGCCCGCCUGCUGCCUCCUGGCGGCUCCUGAACUCCAGCCCCCUCUCUAUCAGCCUCUCACUCCGUCUCAAUAUGUCUCAAGAUGGCGGCCAAUGUGGGAUCGAUGUUUCAAUAUUGGAAGCGCUUUGAUUUACAGCAGCUGCAGAGGGAACUCGAUGCCACCGCAACAGUAUUGGCGAACCGGCAAGAUGAAAGCGAGCAGUCCAGAAAGCGGCUCAUCGAGCAGAGCCGAGAGUUCAAGAAGAACACUCCAGAGGAUUUGCGCAAGCAGGUAGCGCCGCUGCUGAAGAGCUUCCAAGGGGAGAUUGAUGCACUGAGUAAAAGAAGCAAAGAAGCUGAGGCAGCCUUCUUGAACGUCUACAAAAGAUUGAUUGAUGUUCCAGAUCCCGUGCCGGCUCUGGACCUCGGGCAGCAGCUCCAGCUCAAAGUGCAGCGCCUGCACGACAUUGAGACAGAGAACCAGAAGCUUAGGGAAACUCUUGAAGAAUACAACAAGGAGUUUGCUGAAGUGAAAAAUCAAGAGGUUACGAUAAAAGCACUUAAAGAGAAAAUCCGAGAAUAUGAACAGACUCUGAAGAAUCAAGCCGAGACUAUAGCUCUCGAAAAGGAACAAAAGUUACAAAAUGAUUUUGCAGAAAAGGAGAGAAAGCUGCACGAGACGCAGAUGUCCACCACCUCAAAGCUGGAGGAAGCGGAACACAAAGUUCAGACCCUGCAAACAGCCCUGGAAAAAACUCGAACAGAAUUAUUUGACCUGAAAACCAAAUACGAUGAAGAAAUCACUGCCAAGGCCGAUGAAAUCGAAAUGAUCAUGACGGACCUUGAAAGAGCAAACCAGAGGGCAGAGGUGGCCCAGAGAGAGGCAGAGACCUUAAGGGAGCAGCUCUCAUCAGCCAACCACUCUCUCCAGCUGGCCUCGCAGAUCCAGAAGGCGCCGGACGUGGAGCAGGCCAUAGAGGUGCUGACCCGCUCCAGCCUGGAAGUUGAGUUGGCCGCCAAAGAGCGGGAGAUCGCCCAGCUGGUGGAGGACGUGCAGAGACUCCAGGCCAGCCUCACCAAGCUGCGGGAGAACUCAGCCAGCCAGAUCUCCCAGCUCGAGCAGCAGCUGAGUGCCAAGAACAGCACACUCAAACAACUGGAAGAAAAACUCAAAGGACAGGCUGACUAUGAAGAAGUGAAGAAAGAACUAAACAUUCUGAAGUCCAUGGAGUUCGCACCGUCCGAAGGAGCUGGGACACAGGACGCGUCCAAGCCCCUGGAGGUGCUGCUGCUGGAGAAGAACCGCUCGCUGCAGUCUGAGAACGCCGCACUGCGCAUCUCCAACAGCGACCUGAGCGGGUCAGCCAGGAGAAAAGGGAAAGACCAGCCUGAGAGUCGGCGUCCUGGACCUUUGCCGGCGCCCCCUCCUCAGUUGCCCCGCAACACGGGGGAGCAGGCUUCCAAUACUAAUGGUACACACCAGUUCUCACCAGCGGGGUUAACUCAAGACUUUUUCAGCUCAUCCCUGGCAAGCCCCAGCCUACCCCUGGCUUCUACGGGAAAAUUUGCACUAAACUCUCUCCUCCAACGACAGCUAAUGCAGUCCUUCUACUCCAAGGCCAUGCAGGAAGCAGGAAGCACAAGCAUGAUUUUUUCAACAGGUCCAUACAGCACAAACUCCAUAUCAUCCCAAAGCCCAUUACAACAAAGCCCAGAUGUAAAUGGCAUGGCCCCGUCUCCCAGCCAGUCAGAAAGUGCUGGGAGUGCCUCCGAGGGCGAGGAGAUAGACACUGCAGAAAUCGCCCGGCAGGUGAAAGAGCAGUUGAUCAAGCACAAUAUCGGACAGCGCAUUUUCGGACAUUAUGUCUUGGGACUGUCUCAAGGGUCCGUGAGCGAGAUCCUGGCCCGGCCCAAGCCAUGGAAUAAACUGACCGUUCGUGGCAAGGAGCCUUUUCACAAGAUGAAGCAGUUCCUCUCGGAUGAGCAGAACAUCUUGGCUCUUCGCAGCAUCCAAGGCAGACAAAGAGAGAAUCCAGGCCAGAGCCUGAACAGACUAUUUCAGGAAGUACCGAAACGAAGAAAUGGGUCUGAAGGUAACAUCACCACCCGGAUCCGCGCCUCAGAGACUGGGUCCGACGAAGCGAUCAAGUCCAUCCUGGAGCAAGCCAAACGGGAGCUGCAGGUGCAGAAAACCGCAGAGCCGGCCCAGCCUUCCUCCACGUCCAGCAGCGGGAGCUCUGACGACGCCAUCCGUUCUAUCCUCCAGCAAGCCCGCCGAGAGAUGGAGGCCCAGCAAGCCGCCCUCGACCCCGCCUUAAAACAAGCACCACUGUCACAGACUGACAUCACCAUCCUGACCCCCAAGUUAAUUUCCACCUCGCCCAUGUCCUCGGUGUCCAGCUACUCUCCUCUAGCCAUUUCUUUGAAGAAGCCCCCCUCUGCCCCUGAUUCCAACACCUCGGCUCUACCCAACCCCCCGGCCCUCAAAAAGGAGUCCCAGGACACACCUGGGCUGGACCUCCAGGGGGCGGCCGACGCUGCACAGGGCGUCCUCCGACACGUGAAGAACGAGCUGGGCCGCAGCGGCGGGUGGAAGGACCACUGGUGGAGCACAGUGCAGCCGGAGAGAAAGAGCAGCGCUGCUUCCGAGGAGACUAAGGUUGAGGAAGCCGGCGGCGGGAAAGAGAAAGGCGGUGGCAGCGGCAGCGGCAGCCAGGCGCGGGCGGACCGCGGCCAGCUCCAGGGACCCCCCUCCUCCGAGUACUGGAAAGAGUGGCCCAGCGCGGAGUCCCCGUACUCCCAGAGCUCGGAGCUGAGCCUCACCGGAGCCAGCCGCAGCGAGACGCCCCAGAACAGCCCUCUGCCCUCCUCCCCGAUCGUGCCCCUGGCCAAGCCCGCCAAGCCCUCCGUGCCCCCACUGACGCCCGAGCAGUAUGAGAUCUACAUGUACCAGGAGGUGGACACCAUUGAGCUCACCCGGCAGGUGAAAGAGAAGCUGGCCAAGAAUGGCAUUUGUCAAAGGAUCUUCGGGGAGAAGGUGCUGGGCCUGUCCCAGGGCAGUGUCAGUGACAUGCUGUCUCGGCCGAAGCCAUGGAGCAAGCUGACGCAGAAAGGCCGUGAACCCUUCAUCCGGAUGCAGCUCUGGCUGAACGGCGAGCUGGGCCAGGGCGUCCUGCCGGUCCAAGGGCAGCAGCAGGGCCCAGUCCUCCAUUCGGUGACGUCACUACAGGACCCCCUGCAGCAGGGCUGUGUGAGCUCAGAAAGCACGCCAAAGACCUCUGCCAGCUGCAGCCCCGCGCCCGAAUCACCAAUGAGCUCCAGUGAAUCGGUGAAGAGUUUGACUGAACUGGUCCAGCAGCCCUGUCCCGCCAUUGAAACAAGUAAGGACGGCAAACCGCCAGAACCCAGCGACCCGCCUGCUUCAGACUCCCAGCCUACCACCCCGCUGCCUCUCUCCGGACACUCAGCCCUCAGCAUUCAAGAGCUGGUAGCCAUGUCUCCAGAGCUGGACACCUACGGAAUAACCAAGAGGGUCAAGGAGGUGCUGACUGACAACAACCUUGGUCAGCGCUUAUUUGGGGAGACCAUUCUAGGGCUCACCCAAGGCUCCGUCUCGGACCUCCUCGCUCGCCCGAAGCCCUGGCACAAGCUCAGCCUGAAGGGGCGGGAGCCCUUUGUCCGAAUGCAGCUGUGGCUUAAUGACCCCAACAACGUGGAGAAGCUGAUGGACAUGAAACGGAUGGAAAAGAAAGCCUACAUGAAGCGACGACACAGCUCUGUCAGCGACAGUCAGCCCUGCGAGCCCCCCUCUGUCGGCAUUGACUACAGCCAAGGUGCGAGCCCCCAGCCGCAGCACCAGCUGAAGAAACCCCGUGUGGUGCUGGCUCCUGAAGAGAAAGAAGCUCUGAAACGAGCAUAUCAGCAAAAGCCAUACCCGUCACCAAAAACCAUCGAAGAACUUGCCACUCAGCUCAACUUGAAAACCAGCACUGUCAUCAACUGGUUCCACAAUUACAGGUCUCGGAUCCGCAGAGAACUGUUCAUUGAGGAGAUUCAGGCCGGGAGCCAGGGCCAGGCGGGGGCCAGCGACUCCCCGUCGGCCCGAAGCAGCCGGCCGGCGCCCAGCUCCGAGGGCGACAGCUGUGACGGCGUGGAGGCCGCCGAGGGCCCGGGCGCCGCGGACGCUGAGGAGUCGGGUGGCCCCGCGGCCGCCACCAAGUCUCAGGGAGGGCCUGCGGAGGCCGUCGCGGCCCCGGAGGAGCGGGAGGAAGCGCCGCGGCCGUCGGAGAAGGCGGAGGCGCCGCCCUCGGGGACCCUGGCCCCGGACGACGACGCGGACGAGGGCCAAGCCCGGGCCCCGCCGCCGCCGCCGCCCGAAGGCCCCGCGGAAGGCCGGAGGCCUGUGCCAAAACCCGCCGCCGCCCCCAGGGAGGACGCCGCUACCUCAGCCGCCCCGCCGGCGGAGGGCCCCUGCAGGGCCCGGGACGCCGACGGGGGUUCCGCUUUGCCAAGCACCAGUGCGCCCGCAGCCGCCCGCAGGCCCAGCUCGCUGCAGAGCCUCUUCGGCCUCCCCGAGGCGGCGGGCGCCAGGGACUCGCGCGACAACCCCUUGAGGAAGAAGAAGGCCGCGAACUUGAACAGCAUCAUUCACCGCCUGGAGAAGGCCGCCAGCCGGGAGGAGCCCAUCGAAUGGGAGUUCUGAGAGGCGCCGCCCGCCCACCCGCGCCCCGGGCCCGGGCCCGAGCAGGGCCGCGCCGCGUCGGGGCCGGCCGAGCCCGCCGAGCGGGGCGGAGGGGCGGCGCCGAGCCCGCGGCCCGGACCGCGUUGCGCACUUACUGCCCUGCGGGCCACAGGGCAAAAUCGCCAUAGGCCAAGGUGCAUAUAGAAAACAAAGGAGCAUUAAGCCCAAUCUAUGUUGUGUUUUCAAGGAAGAAAACGGAAAUGUGUAGUCGAGCUUUUUUGUACCCUGAAGUGUUUUUUUUAUUGCCCUAAGUGAUUUCCACAGGUUCUGGAAUAACUCUUACAGCUUUGCCUUGCGCCCUCCUCUUUCGUGUGGGCUUUAAAAAAAAAAAAAUCAAACCCACAUAUUAAAAGGGGGCUUUUUAUCUGCCAUCUAAUGGCUUCAGAGCGAUAAUACACUAUUAUCUUCUUAAACCAGGAAAAGGGGGGGAUUUUUCAGAAAAAUUAAAAAAGAAAGUUUUUGUAGCUGUUCAGUUGCCACUAAGAGAUUGCACAGUCAAACCGACUCUAAACACACUAGUUUGGAUUCCUGAAUAUUUUCAAGUAAAGAAUCUUCUCGUUUGAAGCUUUGAAUUGAAAUAAAACACAUUUACUCCACAUAUUUUUUAACAAAAAGAAAAGUCACAUCAGGAAAAUAACCAAUUUUGUGGUAGCUGACGUAGUGUUUUCUUGUACGUGAAUAGAACCUGACAUGUAGUGCACAUCAAUCCAUAGCUUUAACUGGCUCUGGGCUUUUGCUGACCAGGGUCUGUUUAAUACACUCCAUUCUAGGCCAAAUCAGGACAAAAAGAAAAGAUCCGAAUCUAGGUAUUUUAUAAUCUGCUUUUUAACCUCUAACCGCAGAGCACGCUGAUCAGACCUCAUAUCUCGGAGGUUUAGGAGACAAGUUAGAACUGUAGCAUGUACCCGUUCAUUUUGUUUAAUUUAUGGUGUCUACGUCUGUGUUAGUGCGUCUGCACAUGUGUGAGCAUUUAAAGAAAGGAGGAAAGAGUAGGCCACUGAGGUCACGGCAGACAGUUCUGGGGCCAAACGGGGCCCACUCCGCGUAGGCAGCAGUCUCUCCUUGGCACAGAAGGCACCACACCUCACACCACUCUCCCAGGCGCCUGAUGGACUGAGCCCCACCAGGGGACGCCACUCCCCGGGCCUGGGCAGGGCUCCCGCGCACUCUCUCUCUCCCUUCCUUCCCACCACAAGCACUGAUGACUGUCGAAGUCGUGGGAAGUGUCCUUCCCUGCAGAAGAGAGAACGUGGCAAUCUGGGCUCUGCUCCCACCCCCACAGAGAUGGCCCAAACUGACACCAAAAUGUUGAUACUCUUCACUUCCAGACCAGACCAUUCACUCUUCACUCAUAUUGCCUCUCGGGACGUUCUUUUACGCAGUCUUUUACUGAAUCUUUUAGGUCAGUCUAAGUACAAAUCAGAAGUCUAACUUGUCUCUGAUUCCUCCUGUUGUCUAUGUGUAUAUGCGUGAGAAUAGAGGUGGAUGCGAGUGUGCGUGUGUGCGUGUGUGCAAUUUUAUACGUCUGUGUAUUUUCUUAAGUACCUGUGCACACAUAGAGUGCAUUACUGCCACCUUUUUUCAAUAAGCUGUUCAGUUAUGGCUUCUACAAGUUUGCUAAUUUAGACUCCUUUAUUGCCAUAUCUUUAAACUAACAAUAGAUGAUUUCGGUAUAUAUAUAUUUUUUUUUGCUUAUUUAUAGGUGCUGUAUUUUAUUAUCUGAUUGUUAGGAAGGGAUGAAAGGGGCAAAUAUUCUUUAGAGGGAUAGACUGCCGGCAGUAUUGGGUAUAAUUUACAAGAUGUAGUUGUCAUACUGUAUAUUACUGAUUGAAAACUUUUUGACCGUAUUGUGUAUCAUUGAAACCUUUGUCUUAGGUCAACAUCUUUGGAUGACAUUUUAAUGGUGCAUUCAUUAUUUCUUAAGUUUAAUUAAUAUUAUCUUUUUUGAUUCGGGGGUGGGAGGGAGUUACAAGUUUAGAGGUGUGCUCCCGCUGUGGCACCUCAGUGUGCUUGUGUUAAUUAACUUGUAGGACUUUGACUGUAAGAUGCGAAACCACAUUUCUUGCAUGACAUUUUAGAAAUUGUAUAUUUCAUUUACAGUCUUUUAACCUGCAACUGCAGCACUUAGUUCAAGUUUUCACAGAUUUAAGAGUCACUACACUAAAGACAAUGCCUUUCAUGAAUGAGAAGUUCUCAGAAGGCUCUAGGAGGCUGUGAGGCAGGCCGCUUGUCUUUCGGUGGUUGGACCGUCUCUGGACCUGAGGUCUGGUUCAGCAGAGGAGAAUUCAAAAUGGAGGAGCUCAAGGGGAAACAGGUUACCAUCCGGCUCAGUGCAGGCGCAUUAAGAAGAGCGAGUUGGCGUUAGUGACCCUUAGGACAGCGAGGAGCAGAGCCCCUGACAGUACUGUGGUGUCCUCUCCACAAAAACCUCGAGGGAAUUCUGUCAUCGUGUGUGAUGAAUCACUAAAUAUCUGAUUUUCAUCAGAAUCAAAAGCAGGGAGUUAACAGGAAAUGUUAGGGUAGUGUUUUAGUUUUAAAGGCAUGACUGUUAUUUAUAGAGGUAUUAAAUGCGAGGAAAUUGAAAAAUUAUAAAUUUGUUCAUUCUAGUGGCCAAAUAGUAACAGUCUAAAAUAGCCACUUUGGCUCUUCCAAGCAAUUUAGUCGUUUUUGUUGUGCUGGGGUUUUUUAACUAGGUUAUUGUUGAUUUCCACUUUGUCUCUUUUGCCAGACUCACAUCUGGGUGCUCGAUACAAUCAGUUGGUUAAAUUUUUGCUUGCAGUUCUGUAUUUGUAUUUUUUCUCUAUUUAUUUUUUUCUAUUGCCAUCCCAGCCCUGUUCUCUUUUGUGUUGAAGCUAUCACUGUCUGCAAUACUUCUUAGAGCUGCCACUAAGUAACAGAAACGUGUCGGCGGGGGCGGGCGUCCCCCUCCUCGUUGCGCCCCUCAGUUUGAGUCUAAGGGUUGAGCUUUCAUCUUGAGAAGCAAUAUUCAAGUGCCUUGAACAGCAUCCCCUCCAUAGGGUUUUACCUUCAGCGGGCAGGCGUUCCAAGCAGUAGCUCCCACAAGCAGCCAACCUCCUCCUCUUUACGCUCCAUCGGUUUAAAAAGCUGAUUUGUACCUCUCUCCUGGGGAAAACGGUUCCAUAUAAAACACUAACACUUAAUUACAAGCUCCAUUAUACCAUUUUAAAUGGCUUCUUUUUGUUAAUUGGAGGCAGUGUUCAUAACUUAAGGUUUUUGCCAUUACUUAGCUGGCUAAGUGGAGGCUCAGCAUAAAAUCAGUGUUCGCAGUUGGCCUCUUGACCCCGGCUCCCGCCCACGCUCUCCCCGCGGUGUCUGCGGUGGGAGGCAUGGGUUCUGGCCCAGACCCGUGCCCGCUCGCUUCCACCACCCGGCUCCCCGGUGACCAGCUCUCUAGAACUUCCAGAUCGGUCAGGACAUCUCUGACUUCUGUCCACCAGACUGCUCUCCUUUAAAAAAAGAUGACCACAGCCAUUACUUCGAGUCAGUUAUUCUCAGAGCCACCCCGCCUGAGGAACACCACAGUGCGCAGUGGCUUAUGGUCAGCAGGCGGCCCUGAGACGCAGGCUUGGGAGAAGUCUCCAGGAAAUGCUAGGGUCUUGACUCGCAUGAGUACUCUCAAACCCUGGCCACUGUGUCUGGGAAAGUGACUGAGGUGACAAAUAACCGUGCAUGGCCCCCCUCUACUUCCUAAGCACAAAUGCCUCCCUGCCCAGUUUCCUUCCUGUUGGCAUCUUUGUUCUCUCCCCAUUUUGAAACCAUCCUGUCUGAUGUGGACAUUUAGGUCUGCCAGUUGGUGGUCUGGUGGUCCAGACCCAGAGUGCUGUUGAGCUUUGGGUUAAAUGUCACUCUGUGCUCUCUCUGGCACGAGAGACCCUCCCCACCCUGGGUCCAGCUGGCCAGCUCCAGGAGGAAGGAGACACCCCAGCUGCCUCCUGGGCCAGGGUGCAUCAGUCGUGCAGUUCGUGAGCUGCCCAGGCAGAAGGCGGGUCGUGUGGGCUGACUUCCCUAAGAUCAGCAGCAGUCACGCCCUGAGAGACGGGAGUGCAAGUCAGCAGACGGCUCAGGCUGCAGGAGGGCGCCUCCCCAGCUACAGCUGGGUGGGUUUCUCUGUCCCUCCUAAAGUCGUGCCCUUUCACACAGGAGUGAUCAAUGAACUCAGCUGGCAUUCUGUGUGUCGUUUUUCAUUCCCCUGAUUUUAAAGAAACAAACCUCACUGAAAAUAGCAGAGGAGCAGGGGAGUAGAUGCACAUCCUGGGGUCAGCUCACAGUGAAACGGCGAUCGACUUAGUAGAUCUGGAGCCGGGGACCAGCAGCCUCUGCCUUAAAUGCACUGUGACAGGCACCUCCCACAGGCCCACAAAAACAAGGGUCUGCUUGCGGCCUUCACAGGCCCUGCUCUUGGAGGCCAGCGCACCAGCUGUACGGCCGGCAGUGUGGCAAGGCAGGGUUCUGGCCUGUGUGGUGGGUGUUGGCCACGUCCCUUCAGGCUAGAGGUUUGGCUCCCUCCCUGCAUAUCCUCAGUUGUCAGGACCCUCAGGCGCCCCGUCUACCUCACUGGCCCACGCUGCUGUCUGACGUCACUCCUCAGCCCACACCCGUCAGAACCCUGCAGUGGGUGGGCUGCGGGGGGAGAGAAAGCUAGAAGGGUGGCAUCCACGACCUUGGCCUGGUGGGCAGGCAUCUUCUCUCUUCUGAGCACGACACGGACAGACAGCUGUGUUCUGUGAGGCACACGGGUUUUUCUCUGUACUUCCACCUGUUCUGGAAGAUCUGUCAGCUGUUUCCUUGGCAGACAGGGCCAGUCUCAGGCCUCAGAGGGGCUUGUCUUCGCCUGCCUUCGUUUCUGCCCAUUCCUGUUCAGCUGUUCAGCUCCAUCCCAGGCGUUUUCCUUGCCCUGGGCUGCCCUUAAAUGGCCACGUGAGGACACUUCCCCAGGGUUCCGACCUGGUAUCGGGGAGCUCUGUCUCUGUUGUGUCUGGGAGGUUGUGACUUCAGCUCCACUGUGACACUCCUUUGGAAGCAUCUCAAAGACAGGAAAGGAUAUGGCAUUCUCCAGUCCACUUGCCCAAUCUCCAGUCACAUGUCCCUUUCUUUCCCAAAGAGUUUGCCAGUUUCUACCCAGUGCUAAUGAAAACCAGCUCUUAGGGCUGCUGGUUGGAAUUGGGACCAUCCAUUUUGGUGGCGAAAGUGUUUUGAUGGAAAGAAUUUGGAAACGGGAGCCUAAGAUUUGUGCCAUCAUCGUGCACUUGGGCAUUUACCAGGAAAAGCUCACAUGUAGAAAUGCCCACAGUGUUCCGGGGGUUUCAUUUGGGCCUUGGUGGCAUUAAGAGAGCCUUCGUGGCCCACGAGGCAGAGCUCCUGCCCUGAGUGGCACAAUGAUGGCCUGGGACUCCGACGGGACAGGGUUCUACUUCCCAGUGCAUUGGACGACAGGCUGACCGGCGUGCCACUUGCUAAGAGAGUGGUCCUGGUGCACAGUAUCAUUUCCAUUUCCAUCCGGGUGAAUCCAGACAGUAGAGGACGGGGUGUGGGGAACAGCCAGCUGGACGAAAAUGGGCCCCGCCCCAGAACCUUGCUGCCCCAGCAGCCCUACUCCCUGAGAGCUCACGCCUGGUCAGGGAAGAAAGAAAUGCAAUCCCCUCUCAUCGGCCCCAUCGGGAGCUGAUCCCACCCACCCAGGCCUGGCUUCUGCCCUUCCGCCACCCCCCCUCCAAAGAUACUGCGUCCACACUGGCAGUGGCAUCACCUCCAUUCUCAUUUUUGGAUGAAGUGACAUUUAGCUUUAACAAGACAUUUCCAAAGCGCCUAGUCUCCUCCAAAAUGCUAACUUCAAAAGUUGGGCAUCGUGGGCAAAGAAUCCUAAAAAAAAAAAGGCUAGUGAGAGAAAGACAUUAGGCUAUGCAUAAAUGUGCACUUCCCCAAAGCCCCUGUUAUUAAACUUAAAAUGCCUUUGAGUUGCUUUUCGUGAUCAUUUUAAUUUAUCCAACACUGUUAAGAAGUAUAGUCUGUUACUGUAACUUUUGUAGCGUUUAGGCUUUAAUUUCUUACCACAAAAUAUGCUGUUUGCUAUGUAUCAAGCUUUCUGUGAGCAGAAAGGAAAGGUGCCUUAUAUCCCAAUGUCACGGCCACAUCCCUGUGGGAAACAGUCAGAAGCACAGUGAGCACGGAAGCACUGGGACUUCCGUCGGCGAACUCAGACUCCCGUCAGCAAGACAGACGGAAGUGGCACGGGGCUGCUUUUGUUUCAGAGUCCUCUUUCCCCCGCCUUUUCAUUUUCCUUUUGUCUUCUUUUGUAGCUUGCUUUAAACAGAAAGCACUUAAAUAGAUGACUAUGUGUGAAAGCUCUGUGCAAUAGAAAUCAUUUUUCUUCAUUUUUAAGAGAUAAUGUAUUGCACACCAAAUGAACUCAAAGUAAGCUUUAGACCAGGACGAUUCAGGUUGUGGAUCAGUACGUUCACUGUAGUUCCACGUGUUCCCGAACUGAAGGGAAAGCAGGUGGCCCCGCCCCACCCCCCUAGCCUGCCUCUGGCUCUGACCACUGAGCUCGGCCUGCGGAGCACAUGGCCAGAACCGCUGGGGGGCGGGGCGGGCGUGUGCGCCUCCGCUGCUGAGAACCUCUGCCGUGUGAGACCACAGCCAUCCCUUCCAGCACUUAACCUUUUCUUGUUGAGAUGGAUUGACUGCUACUGACCUGCCAGUGUGCAUGAGGAUAAUUAUAAAAGGAUAUUUCCUUGAGAAAAAAAAAAUUAUUUCUAUCCUCUUCUAUUUAUUAUUAGGUUAAUCAUUUAAGUACUUAUCAGGAGUAUAUUGUUGUUUUGUGUUGUUUUGUUGUUGUUAUAAAUGCUUUUUGCUAUCACUCCAGUGGUUACUGUCUUCUGCCUCCUGCCCUCCCCAUCCCACCUCCCAAAAAAGAACUGAAGGGCCUGGGGACCUGACUGGGGGCACAGGGGGCUUCUCCAGCAGAAUCAGACAUCUGCCUCCAGAGUAGCCACUCAGAAACCAGUGGUCUCCACGUGUCUGACUUUUUAAAUGAGAGUUGAUGAACAAAAAUCUGCCAGUGUGAGGAAACGCCGAGGUGAAGAACACUCAUGUGAGAAGCUGCAGAGGAGACUUAAGCAAAAUUCAGUUCCCCAAAGCCUCCUAGAGCCUCUGUAAGACUUCUGGGUUCAUGAAGUUUCCGCGAGGGCGCGGCGGCCUGGCCCAGGCUGUGGCUUCCGAGUGAGAGAGUGGUUUCUUGCCAGGCUCACGUGGGUUGGCGUGUUUUAGUUGGCUUUUGUCGUUGUUGUUGUUGUUGUUUUUCUUGCAUACUAAUUUGGUCAAAACCAUCUUUUAAAGCAACAGUGUUUCUUCGUUCGGCUGUCGCUUGAGGACCCGCACCAAGGAGGUCGAGGGGAGCCUCUCCUCCCCUCAGUGUGGCUGAAUGCAGAGGGAGGUUAGAUGUGGACAGAGCUUUCUGAGGCAAGCAGCACAGCCAGCAAGAUACCCGGCUGCUUGCACUGGGCUGUGAGGCUGAAGUGGGGCUGCUCUGGGGCCUGUGGGCUCACCCUCGUGGGCGCCAGAGAAGGAAGCCCUUCCGGGUCGAGGCAGGGGCCCUGCCCGCCCCAGGUGGAGCCAGGCACCUGCCUCUGCCUCUGCCUCCGCCUCCGCCUCCGCCCCCAUGGGGCCCGCCGACUCCCGACCUACUUUUCAUGCCACGACUUUUCCCCUUCUCUGAAAACCAUCGAAGGUCCUGAUUUUGUUCUCAUCUCUCUGAAAGAAUGCCCUCCAAUGAAAUAACUGCCCUCAUCCCCCCAAAAGGGUUUGCAUUUCUCUCUAAUUAGUCUAUGCAUUUCUCUCUCGAGCCGUUUUCUGCCUCCUUCCUUGAGAAAACGGGCAUCUCAUGUCCCACCAUCUGAGACCCCCUCAGAAAAUGCUGUGCAUUUUGGAGAUGUGAGGAUUCGUUCAAACUUCAUAAAGCAUUUGAGGAUAGCUUGUUGUAACGGUGGGAAAAGAAAAGGUGGUUUUCCCACGCCCCUGUCCACUGAGGAAGACCUAGCUCUUUGCGAUUGUGCAAUAACUACUUGCCUGCGAGCGGGCAGCCACGCCCCGUCCAGACUACUAAACACAGCACAGGCCCAGCGCUCUCGAAGCGGCGGGCUUCUUCCGGAGAAUUCUCAAUAAGCUCAGCUCCCCCCAGCAUAUCGUGGUGUCUUACAUUUUAGCAGUAUUUUAUAUUUUCUGUAACGCACUAAGUCUUAGAUGUUUUUAGAGCUCAUUUGUUAAUGCUCACAAUCACAGACUUUUUUUAAAAUCCUCACAGAGACCCAAUUGACCAAAAAAAGAAAAAAAGGCAUCAUUUUUUUAUACAAAUAGCUUUGAGAAGCCUCUGCUGUGUUGCUGUGACCCAUCUCUAGUACCAUUUUUAUUUCUUGCUAUCUGUUUUCAACAUUAAGAGUCAGAAGCUGAUCCGGCUGGCAUGGGGGUGGGUGAGGCGCCCGUCGGCCCCUCGGUGUUGUCCCUUCUGUCUUUGGUUAGCCAUACGAUGUUCGUUCUCAGCACUGUACAACGGUCCCUAUAUGAUAUGGAGAAGCAAUAUCACUGUAUGAAACUCACACCAUGUAUUAUUAUUAUUCACUAGCACCCUAGGUGUGAUAAUUGAAGUAAAUAUCUUUUAUACAAACACAA